Scheffersomyces stipitis CBS 6054 is the source of this 1906-nucleotide messenger RNA. It is a transcript of the gene SEC61, whose product is annotated as translocon subunit. The transcript has a single exon. Gene Ontology annotation, biological process: SRP-dependent cotranslational protein targeting to membrane, translocation; post-translational protein targeting to membrane, translocation. The record is from RefSeq and is a predicted model, not a curated record. Bases 340 to 1776 code for a protein of 478 amino acids. Gene Ontology annotation, cellular component: membrane; Sec61 translocon complex. NCBI's taxonomy places the organism in Eukaryota, Fungi, Ascomycota, Pichiomycetes, Serinales, Debaryomycetaceae. Gene Ontology annotation, molecular function: ribosome binding; signal sequence receptor activity; transmembrane protein transporter activity.
CACCUCUUCACUUCAUCCACGACGUGUCUCAGAAUUGCGUCUACUAGCUGGAGCAUUUUUGUUUAUUCUUUGAUUUGCAGAUUUAUAGAAUCGCAGAGUCGUCCAAUAUAGAGUUUGUUGGUAUUCUUAGUCUUGUUGAUAUAGGUUGCUGAUCAAUCCGAUUGCUGUAAUCAUAAACUAACACCACCAUCCUAUUUGCAACCCCAACGUAGCUGUUACUUAUAGUCUUGCUACUAUUCACAUUUGCCAUUUGUUUCUGAUUCGAAUUCUUGAAUUUUCACUGGAUUUUUCAUCGAGUCGUCUCCAUUCUCAUUUUAAAAACAAUAUUCAACUACAACCAUGUCGUUUCGUGUCUUAGAUCUCGUGAAACCAUUCACGCCGUUUGUGCCUGAAAUCAUCGCCCCGGAAAGAAAAGUGUCCUUUCAACAAAGAGUCAUGUGGACCGGUGUCACGUUGCUCAUCUUCUUGGUGAUGUCGGAAAUCCCCUUGUACGGGAUCGUUUCUUCAGAUUCGUCCGACCCUUUGCUCUGGUUGAGAAUGAUGUUGGCCUCCAACAGAGGAACUUUAAUGGAAUUGGGUAUCUCGCCAAUUGUUUCUGCCGGAAUGAUCUUCCAGUUGUUGCAAGGUACCAAGUUGAUCCACGUUGAUAUGACCAACAAGAACGACAGAGAACAAUUCCAAACUGCCCAAAAGUUACUCGCCAUCCUUUUGGCCGUUGGUCAAGCUACGGUUUACGUCUUGACCGGUAUGUAUGGACCUCCUUCCUCGUUAGGAACGGGUGUCUGUUUGUUGUUGGUAUUGCAAUUGGUGUUUGCUGGUAUUGUUGUCAUUCUUUUGGAUGAAUUGUUGCAAAAGGGUUACGGUUUAGGUAGUGGUAUCUCUUUGUUCACUGCCACUAACGUCUGUGAACAAGUUUUCUGGAAGGCUUUCGCUCCUACCACCUCUAGUUCUGGUAAGGGUACCGAGUUCGACGGUGCAGUUGUAGCCUUGUUCCACUUGUUGGGAUCCAGAAAGGACAAGAAGAGAGCCUUGUUGGAAGCUUUCUACAGACCAAAUGCUCCAAACAUGCUCCAAUUGUUAGCCACUGUGUUUGUCUUCUUUGCCGUCGUUUAUUUGCAAGGUUUCAGAAUCGAAAUCCCCAUCAAGUCCACCAGACAGAGAGGUCCUUACAGCUUGUACCCAAUCAGGUUGUUCUACACCUCCAACAUUCCUAUCAUGUUGCAGAGUGCUUUGAGCUCCAACAUUUUCAUUAUCUCGCAAUUGUUGUUUGUCAGAUGGCCAAACAACGCCUUUGUCAAGAUCUUGGGUAGCUGGGACGCCAGACCUGGUGCAUCUCAGUUGUACGCUGUUGGCGGUUUGUCUUACUACAUCCAGCCACCUUUCUCGUUCUCGGAAGCCUUAUUGGACCCAAUCAAGACAACUGUCUACAUUGUCUUUGUCUUGGGAUCGUGUGCUGUUUUCUCUACCACCUGGAUCGAAAUUUCCGGCACUUCUCCAAGAGACGUAGCCAAGCAGUUCAAGGAACAGGGUUUAGUUAUUGCUGGUCACAGAGAUACUUCUGCCUACAGAGAGUUAAAGAAGAUUAUCCCCACUGCAGCAGCCUUUGGAGGUGCCUCCAUUGGUGCCUUGUCUGUUGUCUGUGACUUGAUGGGUACCUUGGGUUCGGGAACUUCCAUCUUGUUGGCUGUCACCACCAUUUACGGCUACUACGAGUUGGCUGUGAAGGAAGGUGGUUUCAACAAAUCGAUUGUUGGUGGUUUCACCGACGGUAUCUAGAUCACCCUGAGGUAGAUCUGGGCCCUUAGUAUUUUCCCUACUAUGCUUAAUAGCCCACCUAAUGGAAGAAAAGACCAUUUGCCAUUUUGUAUAUCUUAUACUUAUUCUUAGUUUUAUGCAAGCUAUAGAG